AGUGACGUACCUGGUGGCUGCAAGUUUCCGCACUGUGCACGAAUUCUGGAAGAGAAAAGGGAAUACCGUAGCCUAGCCGCAGUCGGAAUCCAGGGCUGGUCUAGAAGGGAUUAAACGGUUCUCUGCGAUACUGUUCAGGGCCGAGUGACACGAUGGCAGAACCCGAGGUGGAGACCCAGACCCUGGACCCCGGAGCGGAGGAGGAGUCCCUCUUCACCGCGCUCGACCUCAUCCUCUUCUCCUUCAUCGUGGGCCUGGUCGUCUACUGGUUUCUGUCCCGCCAGAAGAAGGAGCAGAUCCCCGAGUUCAAGAAGCUCACCACAGCAGCCCCCCCAGUGAGAGAAACAAGUUUUAUCGAAAAAAUGAAGAAAACGAACAGAAACGUUGUGGUGUUCUACGGCUCUCAAACGGGGACGGCCGAGGAGUUCUCCAACCGGCUGGCCAAAGACGCCCAGCGCUACGGCAUGAGGGGCAUGUCGGCCGACCCGGAGGAGUACGACAUGUCCGAGCUCUCGCGUCUGUCGGAGAUCGACAACUCCUUGGCGGUGUUCUGCAUGGCCACCUACGGAGAGGGCGACCCCACGGACAACGCCCAGGACUUCUACGACUGGCUGCAGGAAACCGACUCCGAGCUGGAGGGGGUCAAUUUCACCGUGUUUGCAUUGGGGAAUAAGACAUACGAACACUACAACGCCAUGGGUAAAUACGUGGACAAGAGGCUGGUGGAGCUGGGCGCCACGCGGAUCUUUGACCUGGGCAUGGGUGACGAUGACGGCAACUUGGAGGAGGACUUUGUGUCGUGGAGGGAGCAGUUCUGGCCGGCGGUCUGCGAGCAUUUCGGAGUGGAGGCCACGGGAGAGGAGUCCAGCAUCCGCCAGUACGAGCUCGUGGUUCAUACCGACAUCAACAUGAACAAGGUUUAUACUGGCGAACUGGGCCGUCUGAACAGCUUCGAGACCCAGAAACCGCCUUUCGAUCCAAAGAACCCCUUCCUGGCUCCAGUCACAGCAAACCGCAAACUGAACAAGGGCGGCAGUCGGCACCUUAUGCACGUCGAGCUGGACAUCUCCAGCUCCAAGAUCAGAUACGACUCGGGAGAUCACGUGGCCGUCUACCCGAUAAACGACACCUCGAUCGUGAACAAGAUUGGAGAGCUCCUCGCCGUGGACCUUGACGCCGUAAUCUCCCUCAACAACCUUGACGAGGAGUCCAAUAAGAAGCACCCGUUCCCCUGCCCCACCACCUAUCGCACGGCCUUGACGCACUACCUGGACGUCACCAACCCGCCACGCACCAACGUGCUGUACGAGCUGGCGCAGUACGCCACGGACCCCAAAGAGCAGGAGAACAUGCGCAAGAUGGCCUCAUCGUCCCCCGAGGGCAAGGCGCUGUACCACAGCUGGGUGUUGGACUCCCGCAGGAACAUCUUGGCCAUUCUGGAGGACAUGCAGUCUCUGCGGCCCCCCAUAGACCACCUGUGUGAGCUCCUGCCCCGGCUGCAGGCCCGCUACUACUCCAUCGCCUCCUCUUCCAAGGUGCACCCCAACACCCUCCACAUCUGCGCCGUGGUGGUGGAGUACGAGACCAAGACCGGGCGGCUCAACCGGGGCGUGGCCACCAACUGGCUGAAGAACAAAGUGGUGACCGACAACGGUCACAAGUCCACGGUCCCCAUGUACGUCAGGAAGUCCCAGUUCCGGCUGCCCUUCAAGGCCAGCAACCCGGUGAUCAUGAUCGGGCCUGGGACCGGCAUCGCCCCCUUCAUGGGCUUCAUCCAGGAGCGAAGCUGGCUGAAGGAGCAAGGCAAGGAGGUGGGCGAGACGGUGCUGUAUUACGGCUGCCGUCACAGGGCCGAGGACUUCCUGUACCAGGAGGAGCUGGAGGAGUUUGAGAGGGCCGGGGUGCUCACCCAGCUGAACGUGGCGUACUCCCGAGACCAGGAGCAGAAGGUCUACGUGCAGCACCUCCUUAAGAAGAACAAGGAGCAUUUGUGGAAACUGAUUCACUCUGAAAACGCGCACAUCUACGUCUGUGGGGACGCCCGCAACAUGGCGCGUGACGUCCAGACGGUGUUCUACGAGAUCGGGGAGGAGCUGGGCGGACUGACGCGCCCCCAGGCCAUCGACUACGUCAAGAAGCUGAUGACCAAGGGCCGGUACUCGCAGGACGUGUGGAGCUAAAGACCCUUACGCUGACCCGCUCACACAAAAUGGGUUCUAGCCCCCACCCUCACCACCCCAACUCACCCCUUUUCCCCUGGGGUUUUCCUGGGAGGCUUGGAGGGGCCUCAUUCACAUACAUCUUCAGUUAUUGCUGCUGGUCGUUUUUUUACAAUGGCCGCACCAUCAAUGCAAGGACAAACAAAAAAAUCUUUCCCAUGUUCAGAACAUUUGAUUUUACCACCCAGGAUGCUUUGUUAUCAAUUGCUGUCGCCUUUUUCGGAUGGAAGCUGUGGAUACCAGUGACUCAUAUCUGCCAGUUUAGCAGUUAACAUACUUACCUUACUCUGAGGGGUUUCUGUCUGGAAGGAGAAAGCAGUCAUGAAGUGUCUCUAUUGUAACUUCUCAUAGUAAGCUGUAGAAAUGGAAGGAGAACCAAAUGUAUGCUCAGAGACCGAAAACCACGAUGUCUGAGAUGGGUCAGAGGAAGAGUUGAGUUUGGCAGUUAAUGUGGGCGCGCAGGAAUACGUUUAAAUAAUGUUUGUAAAACAAACUGGUGUAUGAAAGCGCAAAACAUUCGGGUAAUGUGUGUCCUUCAUUACCUGUUAAACCAGUGUAAUGUAAGAUUUUAAUGAGAUUUUAUCGAAGGGAUGUAAUCCCAGAAGGCAUUUAGAAAGUUUUGCUGUGAUGCAUUACCUUGUACACUUAUAAAAAUAAUUCCUUACAAUAUAGGUAAGAAAAGGACGCAUAAUGUUAAAUUGUCAUAGUUAACCGUAUACAUAUUUCAACAUACAUAAACUGUAAAGGCAGUUACUGUAUUUUACCAUUUACACUUUAUUUUAUGCAUUAGAUCAUUGUAAAUAAUAAGAGAGCGAAGUACUGUGCAAAACUAAUCCAGUCAUCUACCUUAAAUCAUUUUCAAACAUAAUGUCUACAUCAGUCAUGUUUGUCACUGCGCUGUUGAUACUUGUGCUUUGGUUGUGUCGGUAACGGAUGAGUCCUGUCCGUGUCCACCAUCUUUCCUUUUUUAUAUGUGAAGAAGCAUCUCUGUAGAGAGUCUGUUAGCAGUGUACUGUACUAUGGAAAUGGGGUUUUGAGUCUAUUCUUCAAAUUAGCUUGGUAGACAAAAUUGCAAUUUGUAACCUUUUUUUUUAAAGCCAAGAUAUAUAUAUAUAUAUAUUAAAAUUUACACAUGAAAUUGACAUUUAAAUCAAAUCCAACCAUUUUGUGUCCUCUAGCUCUGAAUUCUGCUACAUACGUUCAGUGUUACGUCAUUCCCCUUUUUUGAGGGGUGUGAAAUGCUUGUAUGUGGAGGAAAAAAUCUGCACGUGGCUUGAUUUAAUUGUUCAUUUGCUAUUAAGACUUGUUCCUUCUAUAAUGCAAAAAAUAUUUUUUUUUUCUUUUGGUUGGUGGGGUUUAUAAUUCUGGCAAGCAGAUGUUUUUGUUUUUGUUUUUUUCCCUGUUAUAAGGUGUUGUGGAUAAUUUGUUCAUUUCUUUUCAGACUCAGAUAUUUCGUCUGGAUUUUCCUGGUCAUGUCUCCUACGCUCCUAUGUAUGCUUGUAAAAUAACAAAUUUUUCUGGUGUUGUAAUGCUGUAGACUUGCGGCAUAUCUUGUAGCUCUUGUCAUGCUGACUGUUGGAAUUCUAAAACAAAUGAGUACAUUUCAUUAACCAGUUGUUGAUUCCCAGAUGAAAUGGAAUCAUGUGAAAGUCAUAUUAUUAUUUUUUUAAGUACUAGCUAAAUCUGGACUGAUCAAUGCUGAAUAUGUAAGUCAAGGUGGUCAAAAUGAACUUGGAGCAUCUCAGUUUUUUUGUUUUGUUUAUUUGUUUAGUUUUUUGGUUUGUCCAGAACAGCACAGGUCUGUCUGGUUUCCCCUCACAUAGGCCUUACUCAGCUUAUGGACAUUUUUCUGGAAAGUUCAGGACUUUUAAUUCCUGAGAAGUAUGACUAGGCACCACAAUGACAGAUGGAAGUUUCACGGUGAUCAUUCUCAUUUUGCCAAACGGUUCUGUAGUCACAUAGUGUAAUUGGCAAUCUAAACUAGUGCCUUGUUAUUCUGGUAUGCCUUCUCAGUGCUUCUGGGUUCUGUUGGACUGCAUUAGAAACUAUUGGUACUAUUGGUGUCCUGUGUUACAUUUUGUCAGCUUGAUUCUGUUUUAUAUGCAAUAAGUGUUUUCCUUUGUACAAAGAAAAUUCUAAUAACUUCUAGGCAUGCAUUUUUAAACAAAUAAAAAUUGAAAUCAA
Messenger RNA from Conger conger (European conger), 4403 nucleotides. RefSeq names its product NADPH--cytochrome P450 reductase-like. Gene Ontology annotation, molecular function: NADPH-hemoprotein reductase activity; FMN binding; flavin adenine dinucleotide binding. Gene Ontology annotation, cellular component: cytosol. NCBI's taxonomy places the organism in Eukaryota, Metazoa, Chordata, Actinopteri, Anguilliformes, Congridae. Gene Ontology annotation, biological process: response to hormone. The coding region runs from base 153 to 2180 and encodes 675 amino acids. The record is from RefSeq and is a predicted model, not a curated record. The transcript is spliced from 17 exons.